AACGAAUGUUUGCGAGCAGCUGUGAUGAUUGACACAUUCACGUGUUGAUGGAUUGAAACACAUCUCUCUCUCGCAACCUUUGUCUGGCUGUCACAAACACGCCACGCCUGACCAGACAGGCAGACACACAGACACAGACAGCCAGCAUUUCGCUGGUUCGCCAUCUCAUCAAUCAGACACCGAUGGCCACGAUACUCUACACCCAAUCACUGCAAGGUCUCCCUCCCUCGCGCCCCGCCCCUCCCCUCCCUCGCGCCCCUCCCUGUCCCUCAGGGUCUACCUGCCUGCCUGCCCCUUAAUAAAUUCACUCAUCUGUGCCGCCACCCGGCCCCUCAUCCCCAUGGCUGGAGGGAAUGUGGACAAACUUGACCUGUGGCGGGCUGUUGACCCCCGGCUUCCUCUCGGGAAGGGGUGCGGCUGCGCUGAGUCUUUUCUGCGCCAUGUGGUCGGCCUCCCUUUGUUUGUCUUGUGGUGACUUGCCGGGUCGUGGGCUGGUGAAUCCCUUGGGGUUGUACAUCGAGUGGCUCGGCCGCCGGUAGACCGUGUCCUCCCAACCGCACAGGCUGCCCAAACCGCGACGCUCCAACGCUUUCUGAUCCGACAGACAGACAACGGAGGGAGGGAUAUAUGGGGGGACAAGACAGACACGGACAGACAAGACACACACAAUGUCAGAUAGAUCGAUGGAUGGAUGGCCGUCAUUGUGUUGUCUGUCUGUCUGUCUGUCUGUCUUGUCAAGUCCUGACCGUGGCGCAUUGCUUGUAAAUGUCGUAGUCCUUCUGGCAGCUCUUUUCUGAGAUGUCGCCUCGUAGGAAGUGGUGCCUGUACCAGUGGUUGAAGCACUGGUCGUACUUGAACUUCUCCUCACGACAGGCAUAAAGCUGAUCAACACACAGGACACAACACACAGCACACAGGGGCACAUCCAUAGCACACUGCUCUGGUCCUUUCUUGUCUUCCUUGGCUCACCACGAGGUCGGCCAUGGUGGAAAGGUUGACUUGGUAGGUGUCCUCCGGCUUCUGCCCCUUUUCCUUCAUCUCGGGCGACCAUUGCCUGGCGUGGAACUGAGUCACCACCGUGUCCGGCCCGUUGUACUCGAAGUACGCCGGGAUGAACUUGGUGCUCGUCAUCGUCGGACGAGAAUCUACCGACAUCUUGACUGACAACAACACGCACGCCUCACACAAUUCAACCCUGUCGUGUCGCGGUUCCUU
Molecule: messenger RNA, 1215 nt
Organism: Vitrella brassicaformis
Lineage: Eukaryota; Vitrellaceae
Source: the annotation of a GenBank genome assembly